UCAUUUUCGAAUUAUUUUACAGACAAUGAGAGAGCAACAACUUUAUGCCAAGUUCUCUAAAUGUGAAUUUUGGCUUGAUAAAGUUACCUUCUUAGGACAUGUGGUUUCUAAAGAUGGUAUUCAAGUGGAUCCAAGAAAAGUAGAAGCAGUGCAAAAUUGGCCAAGACCGACAACUAUUACAGAAAUUCACAGUUUCUUAGGUCUUGCAGGAUAUUAUCGUCAUUUUGUCCAAGAUUUCUCUAAAAUAGCUGCUCCACUGAUAAGGUUGACUCAGAAGAAUGUCAAGUUUGAAUGGAAUGACAAGUGUGAAUACAGUUUUCAAAAGUUAAAGGAGUGUUUGACUUCGACACCAGUUUUGAGUUUACCCUCAGGCAAUGGAGGGUAUGCAGUUUAUUGCGAUGCUUCUCGUGUGGAUCUAGGAUGUGUUCUAAUGCAGCAUGGACGAGUUAUUGCUUCUGCUUCAAGGAAACUUAAGAAACACUAGCAAAACUACCCAACCCCUGACCUAGAGAUGGCAGCAGUUGUUUUUGCUCUAAAAAUUUGGCGCCACUAUCUUUAUGGUGAGACUUGUGAGAUUUAUACUGAUCAUAAGAUUCUAAAGUACAUUUUUGAAUAGAAGGAGCUUAAUCUAAGAUA
Molecule: messenger RNA, 636 nt
Organism: Prosopis cineraria
Lineage: Eukaryota; Viridiplantae; Streptophyta; Magnoliopsida; Fabales; Fabaceae
Exons: 1
Coding region: 26-484 (152 amino acids)
Source: RefSeq, a predicted model, not a curated record